GGUUUAGGGUUUUGUAGGGAUUCAUUUUACGAUCGACUUGGACUCCGUUGCUCCUUUCCGAGGAAUUUACAUUUCUCGGAGACGGAGGAUUAUUUGUUUCUUUGCUUUUUAGUUCGGUGGCACAGCCGAAUUCAAUAGCGUAUCAAGACGUUUUUGACGGAUUCUAAACAUGUCAGGAGGUUGUGGACAUACAACAGACAAGUUAUCAGAUUCAGAGGAUGAACGAUCGAGAAUUGGGAGUCCGGCAAAGAAACUCAUAAGCUGUUCCAUUGAAGAUGUUAGGGACGAGAAUGAUGAGAAGAUUGUUCUUAAAUUGCGCCAAGAGCUUCUUAACAAACAUUCUUUGCCUCCAAGGCAUGAUGACUAUCAUAUGCUUUUGAGCUAGGUUUCUGAAAACAAUGGAUUUCAACAUCGACAAAACCGUCAGUGCAUGGGAAGAAAUGCUCAAAUGGAGGAAUGAAUUUGGAGCAGAUCAAAUUAUACAGGAUUUCAAUUUCAAUGAGUUGGACCAAGUCACAAUGUACUAUCCUCAAGGGUACCAUGGAGUUGAUAAAAAUGGUAGACCCAUCUAUAUCGAGAGACUAGGAAAAGCUCAUCCCGGUAAGCUUAUGGAUGUUACAACCAUUGACCGGUACUUGAAGUACCAUGUCCAAGAAUUCGAAAAGGCUCUUCAACAGAAGCUCCCUGCCUGUUCCAUCGCUGCAAAGCGACGUGUCACUACUACGACUACAAUACUUGAUGCUGAUGGCCUGGGUAUGAAGAACUUUAGUCCUGCAGCGGCAAAUCUCCUGUCCUCUAUUGCUAAAGUAGAUUGUAGUUAUUACCCUGAGACUUUGCAUAGAAUGUUCAUUGUCAAUGCAGGAUUUGGAUUCAGGAGUUUGAUUUGGCCUGCCGCACAGAAGUUUCUUGAUCCUGUGACUAUUGCAAAGAUACAAGUUUUGGAGCCAAAGUCCUUGUCAAAGUUACUUGAAACAAUUGAUUCCAGUCAACUUCCAGAUUUCUUGGGAGGCGUAUGCACAUGUGCUAACGAAGGAGGGUGCUUGAGGUCUAACAAAGGACCAUGGAAUGAUCCUGAAAUAGCCGAGCUAGUACAUCACAUGGAAGUGAAUCCCAUACCACAAACUACAAAAGCUCCUCUUCAUGUAAGAGAUCAUGAUUCACAGGAACCGGCUCAAGGAGAAUGGUCUCAACCCCAAUUACUUAACACGAGCUCUGAAAACUCUUGUUCAACAAAUACAUCAAGAAGAGAAGAUUCAUCCAUAAACAAAGAGAUUGUUCUUCAGUGUUUGGAUCGUCUUAAGAAGCUGGAGAAAGAAUGCACAGAGAUUAGUAGAAUCCCUGUAAAGACCCCGGACGAAAAUGAGAAGCUAUUAACUGGAACUCUCGAGAGGAUCAAGUCUCUAGAACUUGAUCUCGACAAAACCCAAUCAGUAUUACAUUUAACGUUAGCAAAACAACUUCAGAUCACAGAACAGCUUGACUCUCAUUACGAAGAACAAAGAAAGCGAUGCUGCAUCUGAAGCUUUGGGACAUAACCUUAUGGAUACAUAUUGUUACUAUAUAUUUAUUUACAGAACUGAGAGAAUGAAAAAAUUCUAUACACAGAUAUUUGGGAAUUUUUUCUUCUUGUAAACAAUUCUUUAAAACAUUCCGUGUGUGCGGGAAGUAAUAUAAACAUUUAAGUUUGUA
Brassica oleracea var. oleracea is the source of this 1689-nucleotide messenger RNA. Its product is annotated as phosphatidylinositol/phosphatidylcholine transfer protein SFH14-like. NCBI's taxonomy places the organism in Eukaryota, Viridiplantae, Streptophyta, Magnoliopsida, Brassicales, Brassicaceae. The transcript has 12 exons. Bases 399 to 1520 code for a protein of 373 amino acids. The record is from RefSeq and is a predicted model, not a curated record.